UAUGCACAGUAAGCAUGAACUUGUGAGAAGCAACAGAAAGCAAAACUUUUCCAUUCCUCAUGAUUUCGGGUAUCCAGCAAGGUCUAAAUAGCUGUAUAUCCGGUCACCAAAGAUAUAUGAAGAGUGCUUUCAGCACAUUCUGCACUUCUCACAUGCUCUUCACACCAUUCUUUAAGCAUAUUGAAAGUUACUACAAUUGAGCACCUGCCCAAAUACUGUCAUGCCUUCAAUUGUGCCCACGAAACUCCUAGCUGGCGUGACCGUCCCAGAUACACCACUCAUUGACAAAGCACUCGCCUUCGCCCGCGCUCACUGCGACGAGUUUACCUAUAACCACGUCGUCCGCUCUUGGCUCUUUGGCCAAUACAUAGGCGAUCACAUUCCCGAAUUCAAAGAACGUGACAUCGAAGUCCAAGCAAUCGCUGCCAUUCUACAUGAUCUGGGCUGGGCUACCAGCGGCGAUCUCGUCUCCAAAGACAGGCGAUUCGAAGUUGACAGCGCUGAAGGAACUCGUGCCUUUUUGAUUCGCGAAGGACAAAAGGAAGAUUGGGAUGCUCAUCGAAUACAACUCGCAUGGGAUGCUGUAGCCCUCCACACCACUCAUUCAAUCGCUUUGUACAAGCAACUGGAGGUCAAAUUAUGUUCGAUGGGUAUAUUUGCCGAUUUCCUAGGACCUGAGAGGAGUCCUGGAGGAGUCUUGACUAGAGAGGUCUGGAAUGGGAUCAUUGCAGAAUUCCCCAGACUGGGUUUCCGCGGAGAGAUAAAGAGGAUCUUGUGUGGUCUCUGCAGUACAAAACCUGCCACCACAUAUGACAACUUUGUGGCAGAGUUUGGGGUUGCUUAUGUGGAGGGGUACAGCCUCGAGGGCAAAAGAUUUGUAGAUGUCACGGCCGUUGCUGAGGAUUAACUUGGUCUCUGUGAAGGAGAAAGUGUUGAGUUCCGAUUUCAGUGUCAAUAUCCUGGUGAUCUCAAAAGAAUUCUCGGUUUUCAGGUGUUGUUUUGCCUGAGUACCAAAGCAUGUGAGAAUAGGGGACGAAAAGCCGGGGUUAUGGUACGGCGCCAACGGCAGAAUCCAGAUGUUGGUCCGAACCUCGGCUGCUUCCAAUCUCGAUACUUUUUAUCAGGCCUUGAGAAUCAAAUAAAUGAAACGCGUCAGAUUCUUCACUAGCUUGCUAUUGCAUCGACCACCUCUCCUUCGUAAAAUCCCAAUUCUGAGACCACAGAGGCGGAGCUUUGUGAUAGAAGCAAUGGCAGAUCGUCCAGACCGUCGAACGCUUGUCAGACAACCACCCCUCGAUCCUUCGAAGUCAGCAAUUGAGAAUGUUUUAGAACUGACAGAAUUGAGUGCGAUUGCUCCUGUAUGCCACAGACAUUCAUUGCA
Mollisia scopiformis is the source of this 1381-nucleotide messenger RNA. RefSeq lists its product as uncharacterized. Lineage: Eukaryota; Fungi; Ascomycota; Leotiomycetes; Helotiales; Mollisiaceae. The coding region runs from base 221 to 907 and encodes 228 amino acids. The record is from RefSeq and is a predicted model, not a curated record. The transcript has a single exon.